Molecule: messenger RNA, 699 nt
Organism: Closterium sp. Naga37s-1
Lineage: Eukaryota; Viridiplantae; Streptophyta; Zygnematophyceae; Desmidiales; Closteriaceae
Source: the annotation of a GenBank genome assembly
AUGUCUGCACCGUCUCUUGAGAACAUUCAAUCCUCGUCUGUUGCUGCUCCGGCCGCUCCGGCUGCAGCUGCUGUUCCCCCGACUCUCCCCUCUCUGCCACCAGCGUUAGCCCCUGCUGCGACUGUCGGUUGUCCGCCGCCUGCCGUCCUUGCCGCUCCGCCUGUUGGCGUCAAGCAGGCGGUUGCUGCUGGCACCGAGGCGCCGCAACCGGUGGUGUCCGACACCACUGAUGUCCUGGGCUUGGUAGCUGUCUCGGUCGCUCCCGCCCCUCUGACUGCGACGACACCAGUGCCGCCCCCGUCCGUCCAGCCGGUUCCUGAUCCUGCACCGCUUGCUGCUACUCUGCCGGCUCAGCGCCCGCCGUCUCCAGGCAGCCGGCAGCACCGGCCUCACUCCCCUGCACCACGUGACGAGCGGGAGCGGCCGGUGUCGAUGGCCGAUUUGCAGCGUGUUGUUUCUGCUGCGGUGCGAGAUGAGCGGAACGGGCAGGCGAGCCAGAGCAACUCGCCGCGCGGCGCUCCAACUCGUGCGUCUCCUUCUCCUGUUGCGGCACCUGCGUCUACAGCUCCUCUUACCCCGUCGGAUGUUCCUCCACCCCUUGCUCCCGCUGCAUCUGCCGCCGCUCCCGGGAAUCACAUGCGGCUGCCGUGCCGCGAGGCUGCCCAUCCUUGCCGUAUGCAGCGGCGGCGGUUCGAGUGA